This is a messenger RNA of Corylus avellana, 1977 nucleotides long. NCBI's taxonomy places the organism in Eukaryota, Viridiplantae, Streptophyta, Magnoliopsida, Fagales, Betulaceae. The record is from RefSeq and is a predicted model, not a curated record.
UUGAAAGAUCGCAAUCUCAAACUGUCCUUGAUGCUUCCAGUUGCAUGUCAGACAGGUUUCUAGCUGGUACACUCUCUACUCUACUCACUAGCUCAGAGUCUUCUCAGCUGAUUUCCUACAUUUUCACUCUGGAUAAAUCGAUAGAGCUGCAAAGAACAAAACGUUUGGAGACAGAAAAUGGCUUCAACAUUAACGUUUCGCCCAAAUCCCAACCCCUGCACCAACGGCGUCGUCUCAUCUCCAAGGAGACAGCUUGGUAGCUUCGCCUUCGAGUCAACCACAAGCUUGUUUCGUUCCAAAUUACUCGCCGGGAAAUCCUUUUCGCUUUCGACCGGAAUAAACCGACCCGAAGCCGUGAUAUCCGCGUCUUCUCGUGCUUUUGAUGUGGUGAUCGUAGGAGCUGGAAUCAUCGGGUUGACUAUCGCCCGGCAGUUCCUGAUCGGGUCGGACUUGUCUGUCGCCGUUGUCGACAAGGCCGUCCCUUGUUCCGGUGCCACUGGUGCAGGGCAGGGCUAUAUAUGGAAGGUACACAAAACACCUGGAAGUGAUAAAUGGGAGCUAGCAAUGAGAAGUCAUGAAUUGUGGAAGAUGUUGGCAGACAGCAUACAUGAUCAAGGGUUGAAUCCUCUAGAAGUGUUGGGUUGGAAGAAGACAGGAAGCCUAUUAAUUGGUAGAACUCCUGGAGAUUCGGAUUUAUUAAAAAGGAGGGUGCAGCAGUUAUCUGAAGCUGGAUUGCAAGCAGAGUACCUGUCUGGCCAUGAUUUACUUCAAGAGGAACCUGCCCUUAUGGUUGGAGAAGAUAGUAGUGCUGCCUUUCUUCCUGAUGACUGCCAAUUGGAUGCUCAACGUACUGUUGCAUUUAUUGAAAAGGCCAACAGACAUUUUGCAUCAAAAGGCAGAUAUGCGGAGUUCUAUCAUGACCCAGUGACAUGUUUAUUAAGUUCUGGUAGCCAUGAGGAGGUCAACGCUGUUCUUACUUCCAAAACUACCGUGUACAGUAAGAAGGCUGUUAUAGUUGCAGCUGGUUGUUGGAGUGGGUCUUUAAUGCAUGAAUUGCUUAGAGAAUCAGAGAUUUUGUUGGAUGUCCCUGUAAAGCCACGAAAGGGUCACCUCCUUGUGCUUGAAAAUUUCAAUGCCCUUCAACUGAAUCAUGGUCUAAUGGAGGCGGGCUAUGUCAAUCAUCAAACCAUUUCAGCUUCUGGACCACUUGAUCAUGGGCAAGCCUUGUCUGUUUCAAUGACAGCCACAAUGGAUGCUAUGGGGAACCUUGUUCUUGGGAGCAGCCGCCAGUUUUCAGGGUUCAACUCCGAAGUGGAUGAGCCCAUCAUCACUCAUAUAUGGAAGCGGGCUGGGGAAUUCUUUCCCACAUUAAAAGAAUUGCCCCUUUCUGAUUUUAUUAAGAGCAGAAAAGUGAGAGUAGGAUUACGCCCUUAUAUGCCUGAUGGGAGGCCAGUGAUUGGGCCUGUGCCUGGCUUGUCAAAUGUAUUCCUUGCAACUGGGCAUGAAGGAGAAGGACUUUCUUUGGCUUUGGGAACUGCUGAGAUGGUUGCUGAUAUGGUGCUGGGCAAUCCUGGGAAAGUUGAUAAUGCACCUUUUGCCGUCCCAGGCCGAUGUUGAUUGGAUGAGUGCUAGGGCAACUAUUAUAACCAGGUACAAUGAGGGAUCAAAGAUCUACCAACUAUUUGGCUGCCCAAUAGCACAGCACACCAUUUAGAUAGAUAAGUGUAAAUGUAGAAACUGUUAAAUGGUUUGUAUUGUUAAAAUAAUAAUUAAAUGAUUAAAUCUACUCUUUCUUGUAAUCUUAAGUUUUUGAAAAGAGCAAUGAUUUUGUGUUAGGUCUCACUUGUUGAUGGAGAGUUUGAAUCUAAACAUGUAGAGAAGUGUAACAAGGUUAAUUAAGUUUAUAAAUAAGUGGUGAUUUAACAUGCAUGUCUUACAAUUUUGUACCAUUAAAUUGAAAUAUGUAACACUAAUAUA